AUGCAGCGGACAAGAUUGAAUGGGUUAUGUGCUGCCUUAAAAUUGUCGAAGAAUGAUUCUCAGUUUGCGGAACGUCUUGCUGAGAUCAUAAUAUCUGAGACAAACACCAUGAACUUAAGCUCUUCUCGGUCAUUUGGUUUGUCACUUGCUCAUCGCCAGAACACACGAGCAGUUUCACUUCUCCUUUUGAUUGUGGACUUCGUAUCUGAAGAGCCUAUUCUUGACAUGGUCUUCGACACUUGUGUGGAAUGGAUCGUUGAUCCAUGCCAGCAGUUUUCGAUCAAGCUCAUUCUUGAGUGGCUGCUUGUUCGCUUAGCGCUGCGCAGCCCCAAGUUCAAGAAGAAGCUUAUUGAUCACGAGCGUAUCUUUGCCAAUAAAAGAAUAGGGAGUGUUUCUUCUUGGAUCAACAUGAAUAUACUGAUGUCUCGUGCAGAACCAUCGUCAGCUGGAUACAUCGAGUUGGUUUUGCCGUGGACUACUGCACAGAAUUUUGCUGUGCGAUGCACGGCUAUCGCUGCUCUCCGUCUGCUUUACAAAAAUCUCAGCACUGAAGAUAGGAAACGAUGGCAGAUACUCCAACAUCACUUUGAUAUGCAGACCAUUUUUCUCACAGUACCAUCCAAAACGGGUAUGACUCCCGAAGAACUUCUUCCAGUAGAAUUGCUAGAGAAAUGUAACAACUGCUUCGUGCGAAGCUUGAGCAACGACCAGGAUCUCUCUUCUGCUCCAUCUCUCGUGUAUUCUGGGCUUUCGAAAAGUAGCAGCUGUGCUCCUGAGAUUACUUCCGAAGAAUCGAAUUCAGUUCAGGAGAAUGGAGGAUUAUGCAGAACGUGCGAAAUUUUCGCCGUGGAUACCCUGGUGAUAGCCGACCUAAUCUAUACCGCUGAUGCAGGUUUCAAGUCACUGAGCAUGUCAGCAGAAAAGCAGCAGAAGAUUGAAGCGGUGGGUUAUCGCUUUGUUGAUCUGAAUGAGUUAAGGUGAGA
Molecule: messenger RNA, 983 nt
Organism: Cylicostephanus goldi
Lineage: Eukaryota; Metazoa; Nematoda; Chromadorea; Rhabditida; Strongylidae
Source: the annotation of a GenBank genome assembly